AUGGGUUGCGCAAGUUCGAAGCAAUCUCAGUGCCAGCACUGUGAGAACCACUAUUCUCCCUUGACUCGUAGCUAUUCGACGCAUGUCCCCCACCUGCCGGAGGGCCACGGUGAUAACUACCAUGUGGUUGCACUCACUUCAGCCACAUUGGGAUCUCUCGGGCUGGCCACUUCCAAUCCUAACAUUCACAUCCACGGCACCAACAUUGUUAAGGAUGAUGUUAAAGAGAGUACUUAUGAUGAUGAGGUCGUUAUUGAUAGGGAAAGCAAAAGCAAGGAUUUCUCAUUGGGGGUUAUUGAAACCGAGACAUGGUCUAAUAUAAUCAAUGAGAAGAUGCCCAAGAUGAUUCCAAAGACUCCGAUUCGAACUCCUCCCAGCGAACCGGAGACUAUCAAUGCUUGGGAAUUGAUGGAAGGCCUUGAAGAUGUUAGUCCCCUCCAUCCCCAGAGUUAUGUGAGAAGCUUCUUAUUUGGGUUUGUUCCAAAUCCAAAAGAGAGUGGGAGAGAAUCCCCAAGUCCCUUGUGGCUGCAAAUGGAUGGCAAUGAAGAUUUGAAAACUGUUGUUGCAGAAUUUGAUCCGGAUGUCAUUUCCACAUUCAGGAAAGCACUUGAAGAGCUCUCCCCUGCGAAGCAGAUUCCGCCAAAGCCACAGGAUUAUGAAAAGCCACAUGUCAUGGCUAAUAUCGAGCACAAAUUUGAAAGUGUCGAUACAAAGAAUGUAAAUACGGAUGUCACCCCAAUCAAAUUUCCAAUGCAUAGGAAGAACAAGGUAGUAGUAUACUUCACAAGUCUCAGAGGGGUGAGGAAGACAUAUGAGGACUCUUGCCGCGUUAGAGUGAUUUUAAAAGGAUUGGGUCUUUGCGUCGACGAAAGGGAUGUAUCGAUGCACUCGGGGUUCAAGGAAGAGCUAAAGGAGCUAAUGGGGGAGGGGUUCACCGGGGGCAGCUUGCCUAGAGUGUUUGUUGGGGGAAGGUACAUUGGCGGGGCGGAGGAGAUUCGGAGAAUGAACGAGGAAGGGCAGCUAGAAAAGGUGUUGGAAGGGUGCGAAAUGGUGGACGAUGGGGGGGACGGUGGCCGAGUUUGUGAGGCAUGUGGUGACAUAAGGUUUGUGCCCUGUGAGACAUGUUCUGGCAGUUGCAAAAUCUAUUACGAUUAUGAUGAGAAAGAAGGAAAGGAAGAGGAGGAUGACGGUGAUGAGUAUGGAUUUCGACGUUGCCCGGAUUGCAAUGAGAAUGGGAUCAUACGCUGUCCCAUUUGUUGUGAUUAAGAUU
This is a messenger RNA of Malania oleifera, 1270 nucleotides long. RefSeq lists its product as uncharacterized. The transcript has 2 exons. The coding region runs from base 1 to 1266 and encodes 421 amino acids. NCBI's taxonomy places the organism in Eukaryota, Viridiplantae, Streptophyta, Magnoliopsida, Santalales, Ximeniaceae. The record is from RefSeq and is a predicted model, not a curated record.